AGCGGAGACGGCAGGAAGAUGGCGAUUCCGGGCAGGCAGUAUGGGCUUACUUUGCCAAAGAAAGCACAGCAGUUGCACCCUGUUUUGCAAAAACCUUCAGUGUUUGGGAAUGAUUCUGAUGAUGAUGAUGAGACCUCCGUGAGUGAAAGCCUUCAGAGAGAAGCUGCUAAGAAGCAAGCAAUGAAACAGACCAAACUGGAAAUCCAGAAGGCCCUUGCAGAAGAUUCUACUGUAUAUGAAUAUGACAGUAUUUAUGAUGAAAUGAAGAAAAAAAAGGAAGAAAGUAAUCCAAAAUUGCUUUUGGGAAAAGACCGAAAGCCCAAGUACAUUCACAACUUACUAAAAGCAGUUGAGAUCAGAAAAAAGGAACAGGAAAAAAGAAUGGAAAAGAAAAUACAAAGAGAACGAGAAAUGGAAAAGGGAGAAUUUGAUGAUAAAGAGGCAUUUGUAACAUCUGCUUAUAAGAAAAAACUGCAAGAGAGAGCUGAAGAGGAAGAAAGAGAAAGGAGGGCUGCUGCACUUGAAGCAUGUUUGGAUGUAACCAAGCAGAGCGAUCUCAGUGGAUUUUAUAGGCACCUGUUAAAUCAAGCAGUUGGUGAAGAGGAAGUACCUACAUGCAGCUUUCGUGAAGCCAGGUCUGGGAUAAAAGAAGAGAAAUCAAAGGGAUAUUCCGAUGAAGUAAGUUCAGAAAACAGAACACCUCAUGAGAACUGCAUUCCCCAAACUGUUGUGAAAGUAGAGGAAAACCCAGAUGCAGACAGUGACUUUGAUGCUAAGAGCAGUGAGGAUGAUGAAAUGGAAGAAGAUAAUAAAGUGAACUGCAGAAGGGAAAAGGGCACAGAGACCUUAAAAAAUGACCCCAGGCAUCACAGGAGUCAUACCCACUCACGAUCAUCUAGUGAAGAAAGAGAGCAUGGUACCAAAUACCACACAAAAAGUUCCAAGUCAAGAGGACAUGAGAAAAGGGAAGAUCAGCACCAAGAGAGACAAUCCAGGGAGGACAGCUAUUACACUGACCGUGAUUACCAAAAAGAAAAGAAGGAUUCCCAUAGGCACAGAGAGGCCAGUUACAGAGAUUCACACUGGAAGAGGCAUGAACAAGAAGAUAGACUGAGGGGAAGAGACCAGAGAGAAAGAAAUGAUAGGGAAUGGAAAAGGGAGAAAGACAGGGAGAAAUACCCCUCAAGAGAACAAGAAAGAGACAGACAACGAAAUGAUUAUGACCGACACAUUGAGAAAGGAGGAGAGAAGGAAGAGAAAAGCAAAGAAAAGGAAGAGCAUAUGAAAGCAAGGAAAGAAAGAUAUGAAAACAGUGAUAAAUACAGAGAUAGAGAAAACCGAGAAGUAAGUGUUCAAUCUUCAGGAAAAAAUCAAGAAAGAAAGGAAAGCCCAAAUUCUAGGGCAAAGGAUAGGUUUCUUAACCAGGAAAGAGCCAGUAAAAUGAGAAACAUGGAAAAGGACAAAGAAAGAAACCCAGAGAAACCCUCUAGUUCUGAAACAUCACUGGGAGCAAAACACAGAUUCACAGAGAAAUGCCAAGGGACUGGCAAAGAACAAGAGAGGCCACACGAGACAGUGAACAAGUUUGCAAAGCGGAGCAACGAAGAAACUGUAAUGUCAGCGAGAGACAGAUACUUGGCCCGGCAAAUGGCACGCGUUAAUGCAAAGACAUAUAUUGAGAAAGAAGAUGAUUGAUAACUGCCCCAAUAGGAAGACCUAUGGAAGCACAGAAAAUUAUAAUUCCUGGAAAAUGUUGAGUGAA
Molecule: messenger RNA, 1762 nt
Organism: Lipotes vexillifer (Yangtze River dolphin)
Lineage: Eukaryota; Metazoa; Chordata; Mammalia; Artiodactyla; Lipotidae
Gene: NSRP1
Product: nuclear speckle splicing regulatory protein 1
Exons: 7
Coding region: 19-1695 (558 amino acids)
Biological process (GO): regulation of alternative mRNA splicing, via spliceosome
Source: RefSeq, a predicted model, not a curated record